GCGCUCUGUAACACUGCGCGUCCGCAUUCGCGUCCGAAUAUCCCGUCAACGGACACGCGGGCGAUCCUUUUGACGGACGAUUCGGACGAUCGGACGUACCCGGGAUUUUUCGACGACGAUUUCGGCGCGGAUCCCCGUCCGCGAACGGCCGUGUCGUUACCGCGGACUAGUUUUUCACGGCGUCGACGUGCGAUGGUGGGGGGGCGGGCAGCGGCCGCGGAUCGCAACGACACGCGGAGGCAUCUCCGCCGUAGGCACAGGCACGUAGGUCAAGUUACGAUACUCCGCGCGCGCAUUCAGUUCGCGGGGAGCGCUCGUGCGGUGCGCGUUGUUGUCCCGUGUUCCUCUAGAUGAUCGAUCACGUGGUGGACACUGCGACGAGUUCCGCACGCGAUACCGUGGCAAAGACGCGCCGCCGCCGCCGUCGUGGGGAAGGGAUUAAAUGUGCGCGCCGACGCUGCGAUGGACAACCCUAGCGGCGGAAGAGACGGUCGGUACACGAGCCUCGGCUACAUGGGGAUGAUGGGGAGCGAUACUGGCGCGGAGAUUUACGGCCGACCGUCCACCUCUCAGCUCGCGGCCACGGCGGCUUCUCAGAUGGGCCGCGGGGGCGCCACCAUGAUGGGCGCCGCGACGCCCGGCGUCGGACCCGUUCAGCGGGGCAUCAAGCGCACCACGUCCGACGUCUGUUACGGCGACGACGGCAAUAACACGGCCGUCCGGCAGCAGGCGCUCUCGCAGACGCAGAGCAUGCCCGGCAUGCCCGGCGACUGCGUGCCCGAUAAUCUAGACGAGUCCUUCACCAGCCUCGGCCAGCCCAAAAAGUCACCCCCCUCGAACGGCAAGAAGACCAAGGGUCGGGUUAAAAUUAAAAUGGAGUACAUCGACAAUAAGCUCAGGCGGUACACCACGUUCUCCAAGAGGAAGACCGGCAUCAUGAAGAAGGCAUACGAGCUGUCAACGCUGACGGGCACGCAGGUGAUGUUGCUGGUGGCGAGCGAGACCGGCCACGUGUAUACAUUCGCGACGCGCAAGCUGCAGCCGAUGAUCACGAGCGAGGCCGGCAAGGCGUUGAUCCAGACGUGCCUCAACAGCCCGGACCCGCCGCCGUCCGGCUCGUCGGGCGACCAGAGGAUGUCGGCCACCGGCUUCGAGGAGACCGAGCUGACGUACAACAUUGCCGACGACGAGCAGAAAGUAAGGCAAUUGGUGUACGGCUCGCCGCACGGUGGCUCGCUGCACGCCGGCUAUCCUGGUGGCGGGCCAGCGGGUGGCCCGAAUACGGGACCCCAUCCCGGGCCGCCACCCCCGCCGCCACCACCGGGCUCGCAGCACGCGCCACCCUCGCACGCGCAGCACGCGCAGCUCAUAGCGCAUGCACACGCAGCAGCGGCAGCGGCGGCCGCCUCGCCGAGCUCGCACCUCGUGCCGUGCUCGAGCCCGGGCCCGAUGCUCGCCGGAGGCCCUUAUCAGCAGUCCUGCCCCUCGCCCCUGCCGCCCCAUCACGCCUAUCAUCCCCACAUGUCGCACUCGCACCCCCAACGGUAGUACGCGCUCGCUCCACGUCGACCCUACGCAUUCCGUCCCCCGUUGUCGCCGCAUUUUAUUUCGUAUUAAACGGCGUUUUCGACAAGUGUUCCGAGACUCGAUUCGUUCGUCGAUUCGCCGCGAGUCCGAUUGUACUGGGGAGAGACGUUUAUCUCGCGCCGAUACUCUAGUAGAUUCUGUUCGACAGAUCGGACGAAGUUUAUAGACGGAUGAUGACCAUUACUCACGAACCAGCGACGUAAGGAAGUUUAUGCAAUUUAUGUUGUGUACAAAGAAAACAACGUUUAGUAGUGUUUUGUGAAAUAUCGCGCGGCGAUGCGUAGAUAUAUUACUCGGAUUAAAUUCUAAUUAAACUCCCGAAUCUUUUUAGUGGCUAGAAAAAUGAACUGCAGCUUAAAAUAAUAUUCAAUCGAUUAUCGUAUAAAUAUUCGCACAUUAAGCAUGAGAUAUUUGGUAUUUUUAUAUAUGUUUGAGCAAUUUUUUCGUAGAUAUUAAUUUUUAAUAAUUAAAUUUGUCCUCUCUCUUUUUCUCUAUCUUUCGAGAAAUGGUGCGUAAUUAUUAUAGCGCGUGCCGACGCAAUGACUUUUAGAUACUGAAUUUCUUUUCGGACACCGUAUAUCAUUGACGUAAUUUUUCUUUGGACGCUACAUUGUUGGCGAUGUUUAAUGAUAGAAAUCAAGAUGCUUUGAAUUCGUUCGAAUAUAUUAUAAAAAAUUCGAAUAAUUAUUAUAAUUAAUUGAAUUAUAAAUAAUUGAAUGCCCAUCACUAGCGAUGUAGAGUCAUAUGGUAUUUAUCGAAUUAUAAAAGAUGAACGCGAAAGAGAGAGAAAUCGUUUCUCUUACAUAAUCAAAUGUUUUUUAAUAUCGCUCAUAUCUACGGCCGAUUCCACGCGCGCAAAAAUCUAGUCCAAUCUCUCGACACAUUUUUACUUAAAUAUAUAUAUAACAUAUAUGUACAAUAUAUAUAUAUCCUUUUUUUUUUUAUAUCCGCGUAUAUCGGUGAAUCCCUUGAUAAAGUAUUGCGCGCGCGCCACGAACGACUUUGCGUGCGACGAAUCGCGGAAGGGUGGAAACGCGUGUUGAGAUGCGAAAAGAUAAAUAAUUUCUCCGAUAUUAAGGGAGCAUACCCGUUUGAACCUUCGAAAAAUGAGUACAUUCUCUAGAUUUUUUUGCAGCGCAACGACUUGAUAAA
Molecule: messenger RNA, 2739 nt
Organism: Formica exsecta
Lineage: Eukaryota; Metazoa; Arthropoda; Insecta; Hymenoptera; Formicidae
Product: serum response factor-like
Exons: 2
Coding region: 463-1548 (361 amino acids)
Biological process (GO): positive regulation of transcription by RNA polymerase II
Molecular function (GO): DNA-binding transcription factor activity, RNA polymerase II-specific; RNA polymerase II cis-regulatory region sequence-specific DNA binding; protein dimerization activity
Source: RefSeq, a predicted model, not a curated record